UGCAGUGAACUUUUCUUUCUUUUUCCACAGCGACCGUCCAACUGCAGCAUGUCGCCGUCGUCGCGGCGGCUUCAGACGAAGCCGGUGAUCACCUGCCUGAAGACGUUCCUCAUCUCCUACAGCCUCAUAUUCUGGUUCACAGGCGUGAUCCUGCUGGCCGUGGGGGUGUGGGGGAAGGUGAGCCUGGAGGCUUAUCUCUCCCUGGUUUCUGAGGACAGCACCAAUGCGCCAUAUGUCCUGAUUGGGACCGGAGCCACCAUCGUUAUUUUCGGGCUGUUCGGCUGCUUCGCGACGUGCCGCGGCAGCCCGUGGAUGCUCAAACUGUAUGCCAUGUUUUUGACCUUGGUGUUCCUGACUGAGCUCGUGGCCGGUAUCUCGGGCUUCAUCUACAGACAUGAGAUCAAGGCCAAACUUGGCAAAGCCUAUGAAAAAGCCGUGGAGUCCUACAACAGCACCGACAGCCCCAGUGUUGCAGUUGAUGCCAUCCAGAGGACUCUGCAUUGCUGCGGGGUGAACCAUUUCACGGACUGGAACAGGACGAAAUACUUUGAGGAGAAGGGCAUCCCCGCCAGCUGCUGUAAAGACACGUCCAAGUGCUCGCCGGAGACCCUGAAAGACCUCAACAAGGCCGCGAAGGAGGUGUACACCGAGGGCUGCUUCUCACAGGUGACCACUGUGAUGGAGGCCAACCUGGGAAUUAUCGCAGGCAUCUCCUUCGGGAUCGCAUUCUUCCAGCUCAUUGGGAUCUUCCUGGCCUGCUGCCUGUCUCGAUACAUUACCAACAACCAGUAUGAGAUGGUCUAACAGUGACUUUGCACAGGUUACUGAUGAGCAGCUCCUGAAGGAAUCUCAUGUGAUUUUAAUGUCGUGUGUGUGUGUCCGUCAGUAUCAUUUUAGAGAGGGAAAAACACAGAAUACCAAACAGGAAGAAGGGGAGAUUAAAAAACUUGGACUUAAAAAGGGAUAAGACCUGUAGCAACGUUUGACCAAAACGAAAAGGGACCUGGACAUUCCUGAUAUCUGUUACUCACUCGAUUCAAAUGGGACAUUUCAGUUAACCACAAAUGUAAUGACGUAGACGUUGAUGAAUUAACUCUGUCGACUUUCCCUUUUCUCACGUCUUUAACGCUGCCUUUUUUUGUAAUUUUGCUAAAGUUAGUCUGUAGAGAUGAUGAAAUUUAGACAGCUGAUGAACUGGUGGAUAAGAGGGCGAGGACUUUUGAUUUAGAGGAAUAUGAGCCUUAGUGUUUGUAGGCAAGUGAUGUUGAGCGCCUGUGCUUCAUGUGUGCCAAUAAAAGCAGCCUAGCCAGCCUAAAGUCACAGAUUCAGUGUUACAUUGUUUUUUGGUUUUUUUGUGGAUGCAUGUGAAAAACUUGAAAAAAUAAAGAUUUGUUGUCCUUACUAAGAA
Betta splendens (Siamese fighting fish) is the source of this 1408-nucleotide messenger RNA. It is a transcript of the gene tspan6, whose product is annotated as tetraspanin 7. Gene Ontology annotation, cellular component: membrane. NCBI's taxonomy places the organism in Eukaryota, Metazoa, Chordata, Actinopteri, Anabantiformes, Osphronemidae. The record is from RefSeq and is a predicted model, not a curated record. The coding region runs from base 49 to 804 and encodes 251 amino acids. The transcript has 8 exons.